Molecule: messenger RNA, 1172 nt
Organism: Asterias rubens (European starfish)
Lineage: Eukaryota; Metazoa; Echinodermata; Asteroidea; Forcipulatida; Asteriidae
Product: AKT-interacting protein-like
Exons: 8
Coding region: 167-1069 (300 amino acids)
Source: RefSeq, a predicted model, not a curated record
CGCCUUUAAUUAAAACGCUUCUGUUCCCAGUGCAUUUUGUAUUGGCGAUAAAAUUACUGGAACAACGGUGCAUCUAAAUAAAUCAUUGGGACAAACAGAACUUCUUGAGGAACGAUGAAGACGUCCUGAUGUAGAAUUAACACAAGUAGCUUUUGAGUCUUGAAGUAUGUCGGCUGAUAUAAACUCCAACAAGGACGACGACAACGAACCGAGACAACUCAUCGUCCGACGGAAUACCCUACCAGCCCUCAAGAAACAACUCCCACAAGUCCCCAAUGAUAAGAGGGAAGAGGCGACGGGUCCAGGCAGACCAUUAGGAGUUCUUGAUCGGUCCUCGUCAACGGCGUCAGCUGACCGGCCCGGUAGUACUUCUGCAAUGAGCCCCAAUGGAACCAGCGCGGCCUACGGACAGUUCUACUUGGAAUACGCCUUAAUGGCUGAAUUUAACCAACUUCAUAAACAAAAGUUGCCCGGUGUUUAUGUCAUACCAUCAGCAAGAUCCCCUUUACAUUGGUUUGGAGUUCUGUUCAUCAGACAGGGUCUCUACCAAGAAGGCAUCUUCAAAUUUGAUCUGCUGAUUCCUGAGAAUUAUCCAGAUGGCGAUAGCCCGAGGUUAAUUUUCCAGCCAGCCAUCUUUCAUCCCAUCGUGGAUCCUACCAGUGGAGAGUUGGACGUCCACAGGGCCUUCUCCAAGUGGAAGAGGAACGUCAACCAUAUAUGGCAAGUCUUGUUGUAUGCAAGGAGAAUCUUCUAUAAGAUUGACACGAAGUCUCCGCUCAACCCGGAGGCAGCAGUCUUAUAUGAAGAGGACAUGGAGUUGUUUAAAUCCAAAGUAAACAGUACGGUGGAGAUGUGCAAGAGCCUUAAGUAUGAACCGCCUUAUUCAGAUGAUCCCCAUGCAAUACACUUCAGUGAGUGGGAUACAGAGAAACACGGAGCUACACAUGCAGCCAUUAUGUCACCCAAACCACAGAAAACAGCUGAAGAACCUGAAGGCCACAAAAACGCUCAGACGUCAGGUUUAUCAUGGGUGAAGCCAGGCACCCUACAGGUAUUCAGUAAAGAGUAAGGUCAACAAUUAUAACUAGUUGUUGGUAAAAUUGCUAUUUAUAAAAAACUUAAAGGCACUGGACACUAUUGGUAAUCGUCAAAGACCAAUAUUCUCACUUGUU